CCGGUCGUGUGGGACAAGGGCACGCUGCGCGUGGAUCGUGUCGGCGACCCCCGCGCGGGCACCUGGAGGCUCUCCUCAAGGAGCAGGCACUUGCGCAGACAUAGACGUUCGGACCUCCGCGCGGCGUCCUCGGCUCGGCGCUGCCCUCCCCGCCCCCCCCCCCUACCUGCGGCGCGGAGCGCGCCAGGGGCGGCGCCGAAAAGGCGCCUCCAGGGGGGCCCGAGCGCCGACGCAAGAGGCUCCGAAAGUUUAUGUUCGCGCCUUUGUGUUGUUCCUCGACGUCCGUGGAGUUCGCCGCGGCGGUGCCGUGCACGCUCGAGGUCCACGUGCGGUGCCGCGAGAGCCAGGAGGCCGGAUGCGUGGCAUUCCAGCGCCUCGACGCGGCCGGGCCGCCGUCCGUGGCGCAGGCGCUCGGCCCAGGCACGCACACGGCGGUCCUGAGCGAGGAGGCCGUCAACCUCGUGAGGUGGCCACUCCACAGGUAUUGGAAGUACUCCAAGCAAGAGCCAGAUGUCGUCCCGGUGGCGCUUUCGCUUCGGUGCGCCGACGGCACACAGUCCAUCCUGCACGCCUUCUUGGAUCCGGUGACGACCGAGGAGAUGCAGAGCGAUGGCUCUGGCCUCCGCGCCGCCAUCCGGAUGCACAAGGUGGUGGUGCAGGGCGCGGAGUACCUGGUGGAGGAGAUCUACGGGAUCGCGGAGGUGGGCAGGGAAAGCGCCCACGACGAGUCCGGGGUGGGCGAGCCCUGCGUGAUCUGCCUGAGCGAGCCCCGCACCACCGCACUCCUGCCGUGCCGGCACCUGAGCACCUGCGAGGAGUGCGCGAAGCAGCUCAAGGUGCGCGCGGACAGGUGCCCGAUCUGCCGCGCGGAGGUGAAGGGCCUGCAGGCGUUCGACAUGAAGUGACACGGGCAGGGCCGUUUCCUUCACUCACUUCUCGGAUGCACCCUCUCGGUGUCCUCUUGUACUUGAUCAUGGUCCUGUCCGUAACUAUCUAGGUUCUGGCUCGCCAGUGGCGCCUUGCGUGUGCUAGAUUUCACGGAACGCCGCGCCCUCAUCCCCGUCAGGGGAGGCGACAGCGUUGCGCGGCCAGCCGCGGCUGCUUUCGAGCGGCCCCGCCUCGAUUGCGCGAAGCAGCCACCGAUGCAAAAUGCUUUCGUUCCUGCCUUCGUCCCCGUGCCUCCUCCGCCUCCUCCUCCUCCAUUC
Messenger RNA from Prorocentrum cordatum, 1205 nucleotides. NCBI's taxonomy places the organism in Eukaryota, Dinophyceae, Prorocentrales, Prorocentraceae. The record is from the annotation of a GenBank genome assembly.